This is a messenger RNA of Magallana angulata, 1976 nucleotides long. RefSeq names its product DNA ligase 1-like. The coding region runs from base 122 to 1414 and encodes 430 amino acids. The transcript is spliced from 6 exons. The record is from RefSeq and is a predicted model, not a curated record. Lineage: Eukaryota; Metazoa; Mollusca; Bivalvia; Ostreida; Ostreidae.
AAAAAGUCUACUGUGACACACAAAAACUCAAAGAUAUUUCUUGAAUAGAAAAACAGUUCUUAGAGUUUAUACGAUAGUGCAAAAAAUCGAAAUCAUUGUUAGUUUCAAUUAAUUUCUAACGAUGAUUUUGCGUCAACGUCUACCCACCAUCCAUGAGGAUAAGGUGUUUGAAAAAAUCCCUGUGGCCGGCCAGUACAGAAUCAUUAAAGGAAUAAAAAAAGGCGGAAGCCGAAGACCAGCAAGUGCUGCUAAGAAUCGAAGGAUAAUCCAGAGUUCCAGCCGUCCAAAUAUUGAAGAUUUCUACAGAAAAAGUGCGGAACUAGCCAAUAAGAGUAACGCCGCUGGUUUAGGGUCUAGUUUGCCUUGUAAGGUCAAGACGAGUUUCUCAUCGAAAGGAGGGAAUGCCCCCGUGAAAGUGAAAUCCGAAGAUGUUACUCCGAAACCCGAAGGCGGACGAAACGACCAACAAUUAGAAGCCCAGAAAAACCUCGCCGUUGUGAAACCUAUCAUCGAUGUCGAUGAUCAGAAGGACAACCACCAGGCUCAGGUUGACACACCCACUCUGCGCUUUGCAACAGAUAUUGCAAAGGACGAAAUGACAGAUGCAGAACACAAGAUCAAACUUCAACAGCAAUAUCAGGCGAACAUGGCCGCAUUUGCUGAGAAAGAAAUGAAGAAAGAAAAAUCAAAGGAAAAAGAAUCUGCAAUUGAACUGGUUUCAAAAGAGCAAGAAAACGAAGUUGUGGCAGUUACCUUGGAGGAAAUCAACCAUAAUAAUGAUAAACAGGAGCCGGAACCUUUGUCAAAGAAAGGAGUCCAGAUCCAGCUAGAUGAAGAAAAGAAAGAUACCAUCGCAAAGGAGGUCGUAUAUAAAAUAAUUGGAUUUGGAUCUGUUGACCAUGUAUCCAGACAUCGCAAGGAGAGCAGUACCGACGCCAAGAGGGCCCAGACCCAAUACCCUCCUCCAUAUGUGAAGAGCACUGAUCGUCCUGGAUCAUCGCAAUCAAUUUUGAAAGAGCUUCAGGUGGAGCGAGGGCUCCUUUCUUUCAAACCAGUUGCCUCCAAACACGUGCUAAGCGCUGAGAAGAAAGAACAUUCCAAAAUUAAAGCAGCUUCUUCUCAGAAACAAACUUCCGGUCUGCCUCUACAACAACAGCAAAAGGCAUGCAAACUCCCAAAUAUUCGGCCGGGACCAAAGAAAGUGUCUUGGGCGGCGGACCCGCGCCAAAAUUGCAUGGUAAAACCUUUGCCUCGCGGGGAAGACAGAACUGGUCAGCCUACUAUCAAAACCACGCCCAGAAAUCCUCCAACACCCAAAGCCUUCUUAACAACCCUUCCAAAUAGCACAGCCCAAAUUAAAAGAUAUUUCCACGCCCCGUCCCAAAUUUCAAACAGCAAGCUUCCAAAACGUUAAAACAAAUAAACGACCAUCAUUUGCCAGAACUACAUCAAACGGAGUACAAAAAUGCUUUGGAAAAAAAAAACUACCCAUAUGUUAAAUGUGAUAUUCGGUGCCUCGGAGAAAAAUUAAGCCAGAGAUGCCUUAGAUUUUAGUAGGAGUCGACCAAAAUGUGUAACAGUUGUAACAUGUAAAUAUGACCAUAUUGUUGUGCGAUAAGAUAAUAGGUACACGAAGUGGUACUUAAGGGAAAUGCUAACCAAACACUCGUUGAGCGCACGUGGGAGGAUGACUUUCACAUGGAAGAGGUUCACUCAUGGUCUGGAUUGAAUGAACUUAAAGUUAACAGUGAACAGCAAUCGCUUCGCUCUUCUUACAAAAAUCAGAGAGCAGAGGUGAUUCGUCAUAGAGAUUUUCCAAGAAUUCAGAGCACUUAUGAACCAGUGAAAAACAAUGGAAUCUAAAUGCUUUGAAAUGUUAAAAAAAUUGUGUGUUGUGAAAAAAUAUCAUGUUAUAAUAUUUGUUUGCAGAAGAUUAACAGUAAAAGCAGCUAUUUUAUUAAGAGCUGUACAUUAAG